This is a messenger RNA of Babesia ovata, 903 nucleotides long. RefSeq lists its product as uncharacterized. The record is from RefSeq and is a predicted model, not a curated record. The transcript has a single exon. The coding region runs from base 1 to 903 and encodes 300 amino acids. Lineage: Eukaryota; Apicomplexa; Aconoidasida; Piroplasmida; Babesiidae.
AUGUCGUCGUCGCCGUCCUCGGAUGCGUCCUCCAGCUCGGACGAGGGAGCGCCAUGGAGCGCUACGGACGACGAGAGGCAGGAGUCCGACCCUGCGGCGGCCGACGCACCGUACUUCGACGUGGAGGAGCUAGACGAGGAGGAGCAGAACCUGCUGGUGUUCAUGUGUUUCUGCUCCUUCCUAGACUGGCAGGACCGCUUCCUGGACGCGUACAAGGAGGUGCUCGUAAACCGAGGUGUUGAGACCCGUUCGACCGCUCCUUCCGAGAGCUACGCGCUGUACACGUCGCUGCGGGAGACUGUGUUGCGCCAGCGCGGCUUUUUGAAGGGAGAGGGGGAGAACACCGAGGACGGCGCCAUCAGCGACGACGAAUCGGUUGUGGAGGAGUCAUCGGUUUUCAGGACAUGGAUGAGAGCCUACCGGCUGGAGUUCUACUUGAAGAUCAUGAUGCUGAUUUUCCUGCUCAAGCUACCCGCAACGUGCUAUCUGGUGGUUACAGGGUUGUACGUGGUCUACAUUUUCACAAGUAACAGGUUGGCCAGCGUGAUGCAGUGGCCCAUAUUCAACGGGCGGCUUUCCACGCAGGUCAGGGGGAUAACAGGGCGCAUAUAUCGCACUACUCGUCGCCUUUUGCCGUUCGUCAAUCGCACAGACUCCCCGCGCCCCGCUGCCACUACCAGCACUAGCACAACGGCUGCCUCCCGUAGGGAUGACCCCGUCUCCACGCCGUCACCCCAGCCUUCGAGCGCGGAACUGGUACCUACUGAGACCCGAAGCACGACCACACGCCGACGAGGACCGUCGUAUCUUACGAAAGUGUGCUACCAGUUGGUGGCGGCUUACGUGCUAAGCCUCAUGCCCUGGUGGGAACCAAACCCGCGGUACCUCCAGGAGAGUGAUUAG